AUGGGGAGGAACACACGCCGCUCCUUUCAGCGCCCGAGGGAUGCGCCGGGGUCCGGCGGGGCGGCUCCGGGGGCGGCGGGGAUGGAGAGGGAUGGAGAGGGGCCCCGCUCCGCCCGGCCCCGGAGGCGGAGCCAGCGCCCGGCGCGGCGGGAUCGGGAGGCACAUCCCGCAAAGGAGGAGCGGGGCCGGGCACGGCAGCGGGGCGGCGGCGGGGCCCCAGCCCAGCGCCGGAGCUCCAGCAGCGGGGCCGCCCCGCGCCGCCGCCGCCGCGCAGGAUGUGGUGGGACGAGCGGGUGUCGGCGCGGUUCCGGAGGAACCUGCAGCCCACCCUCACCUAUUGGAGCGUCUUCUUCAGCUUCGGCCUCUGCAUCGCCUUCCUGGGGCCCACGCUGCUGGACCUGCGCUGCCAGACCCAGAGCUCGCUCUCGCAGAUCACCUGGGUCUUCUUCUCGCAGCAGUUCUGCCUCCUGCUCGGCAGCUGCCUCGGAGGGGUCUUCAAGAGGACGCUGGCCCAGUCCCUGCUGGCCCUGUUCGCCUCGUCGCUGGCCAUCUCACUGGUGUUCGCCAUCAUCCCGCUGUGCCACAACGUGGUGCUGCUGGCCGUGGUCAUGGCCGUGGCCGGGCUGGCCAUGGGCUGCAUCGACACCAUCUCCAACAUGCAGCUGGUCAAGAUCUACCAGAAGGACUCUGCCAUCUUCCUGCAGGCCUUGCACUUCUUCGUGGGUUUCGGGGCGUUGCUGAGCCCCCUGAUCGCCGACCCCUUCCUGUCGGACACCAACUGCAUCCUGGCCAACGGCACGGCCAACGCCUCCAGCAACCUCCCGCACAUCCGCAAGUCCCUGGUGCCGCACCACCCGGGCAACCUGUCCCACUACGAGCUGCCCAUGAAGGGCAUGGUGGUGACACGCGUGUCCUACGCCUUCUGGAUCAUGGCCCUCAUCAACCUGCCCGUGCCCAUCGCUGUGUUCUUCCUGCUCUACAAGGAGCGGAUGGUGCCCUGCUUCAACGGCAGCAGCCACCCGCUGCUGUCAGCUGACGAGCUGGCCCUGGAGACACGGCCUGGGGACAAGGACGAGCUCUCCACCGCUGGCCCGAGACCCCACCCAGCUGCAGGUCAUGAGGAUUUGUUCAGCUGCUGCCAAAGCAAGAACUUCCGAGGGGUUUCCUUCACCUACUUCGCCGUGCACAUCACCGGGGCUCUGGUUCUCUUCAUGACUGACGGGAUCGUGGGAGAAUACUCAGGCUUCGUGUACAGCUACGCCGUGGAGGAGCCGCUGGCCGUGGUGCACAAGGUGGCCGGGUACCUGCCCAGCCUCUUCUGGGGCUUCAUCACCCUGGGCAGGCUCAUCUCCAUCCCCGUGUCCUACAGGAUGAAGCCAGCCACCAUGGUCUUCAUCAACGUGGUCGGGGUCCUCAUCACUUUCCUGCUGCUCCUGAUUUUCUCCUCCAGCGUGGUUUUCCUGUUUGUGGGCACAGCAUCCCUGGGGCUGUUCCUCAGCAGCGCCUUCCCCAGCAUGCUGGCCUACACCGAGGACAUCCUGCAGUACCGAGGUUGUGCCACCACCGUGCUGGUGACUGGGGCUGGCAUUGGAGAGAUGGUGCUGCAGCUGCUGGUGGGCUCGAUUAUCCACGAUCGGGGCAGCUACAGUUUCCUGGUCUGUGGGAUGAUCUUUGGAUGCUUGGCCUUCACCUUCUACGCCCUGCUGGUGUUUUUCCACAGGAUGUACCCCAAGCCCUGCCCAGAGCUGGACGAGGCCUCCCCUGAGAAAGCAGCAGCGCCCGAGGACACGGGGCAGUACCAGCGCUGAGGGCGGCGCAGCUCCGCACAAGCAAUAAUCCGAAUUAAACAUCCUCCCCAGGCUGAUUCCGCAUUUAAUGAACUGAAUCACACGAGUUCUCUGCAAUCAAAAGCACAGCGGGUGGGGUAAGGCAGAAUCGAGGAAAUCGAGCCCAAAAUGUCGAGCUGAGCUCGGGGGUUGUGCCAAAAAUCCUGCGAGUGCCAGCCUGAUCCUGGGACUAAAAGCAGGGCUGUUUGCACAGCAGUUCCUCCUGCAAAUCGACUUUUUUUUCCUGAAAAUAAACUUUUUUUUCUCCAGAAAAUAAAACUUUUUUUCUCCUGAAAAUAAACUUUUUUUUUCUCCUGAAAAUAAACUUUUUUUCCUUCUGCAAAUGGAACAUUUUUCUCCUGAAAAUGAACAGUUUUUUCCUCCUGCAAAUGAACUUUUUUCUUCCUGCAAAUGAACUUUUUUCUUCCUGCAAAUGGAACUUUUUUCUUCCUGAAAAUGAACACUUUUUUUCUCCUGCAAAUGAACUUUUUUCCUCCUGCAAAUGAAAUUUUUUUCUCCUGCAAACUGAACUUUUUUCCUCCUGCAAAUGGAACAUUUUUCUCCUGAAAAUGAACAGUUUUUUCCUCCUGCAAAUGAACUUUUUUCUUCCUGCAAAUGAAAUUAUUUUCUCCUGAAUAUGAACUUUUCUCCUGCAAAUGGAACAUUUUUCCUCCUGCAAACUGAACUUUUUUCCUCCUACAAAUGGAACUUUUUUCCUCCUACAAAUGGAACUUUUUUCCUCCUGAAAAUGAAACUUUUUUUACCUGCUCAGGACAGAGGGUGGGAAGGAAAAGCUGCUCUCUGCUCCUCAUCCAAGACUGAAUGUCUCCCGGCUCGGUCACUUUUUAUUUCUGGCCUCUGGUGCACAGGAACCCCCUGGAAUUUGCAGCACAAUCCUGGGUUUUAAUUUAUUUUUGUGACUAAUUCUGUGUCACCUCCCCUGGUCCUUCCAAAGGGGGGGUCCCCCCGUGGCAGAGCCCCCCGGUGCACACAGGCAGCAGGGCCUGUCGCUCUUUGCACACUUAAUUCCUGUAUAUUCCACACUCUAACCAGUGUCUUACUCAGCAUGCUCAGGCCUCUGAAAUUAUUUUAAUUAAUUAUUUGCUUUUUUGAUUUUUUUUUAAUAAUUUUUGGCGGGGUGGGGGGAGGGUUUAUCUUUGGGUUUUUUUUAAGUCAAGAAUGAGCUCUGCUGGUUCAUUUUGCUUUAAGUCACUCCUCGAGCUGCUCCAGCUGCAGUGUCUUAUUUUAAUGUUGGUUUUAUUUCCAACUUCUGAGAGAGAAGGGAUUUUUUGGAUUUUUUUUUUGUGGUUUUUUUUUUUGGGAGCCAGGCUCCAGCUGCUUCACCCGUGCAAUCUCCUCAUCCAGGUGCCUUGUGUAAGGUACUCCCACAGCCCACGCAUGGCCUGUCCCAGCCACCAGGAAAGGACUGGAAUUUUUGGGGAAUGCCAAGCUCCUCCUGCCAGGAGUGGCUGUGGAUGCGACUCCUUGCUUGAACUGCUGUAUGUGAUGUACAUAUGUACGUGUGUAUAUAGAGCAGUGUUUAAUUAAAGGUGAUUGAUUGCUAA
Molecule: messenger RNA, 3391 nt
Organism: Taeniopygia guttata (zebra finch)
Lineage: Eukaryota; Metazoa; Chordata; Aves; Passeriformes; Estrildidae
Gene: SLC60A1
Product: major facilitator superfamily domain containing 4A
Molecular function (GO): D-glucose transmembrane transporter activity
Source: RefSeq, a predicted model, not a curated record